ACCCCAUUCCUUUCGCGUCACACCCCUUCGCUGGCGUCUCGGCUGUCACCACACCAGGCUCGCACGCAAACAACCCCAAACCCCAAAACACAACGGAAAUUCUUAGUCUUUUAGCUGGAAGAAGAAGAAUAUUGUUUGCUCCAUCCCUAUUCCCUGCCCGUGUUGUUCGUCAUCUGGUUCCGCUCCGACCGAUUUGCUUUUGCCUAGAGCAAAACGCGGCGGCGGCGGCGGCGGCGGCGGACAGCAAGUUGUUCGUUUAUGUGUCCCCACGCAUCCCAGAAAAUCCCCCCUACCUGCCCCGACCACGUGUUUCUUUCCGUUGUCCGUCGUCCUAGCUUUGACUUGGUUUCCUUGUUCUCUUCUUGUUCAACUCCUGCCUUCCUGGGAGGAUUCUCUUGGGGUUUGAGCCGCCGGCGUCGAGUUCUCGCUUCGGAUCGGUGGUGCGGACCUAGGGGCUUUGUUGGGAGAAAGGCGGGGUUCCUGGUCUGAUUCUACCGCCUUGUGUUGUUCCACCGGAUUGGAGGAUUUGUCUCUGAGGAUUCGAGGCGGGCUUGCGGUGGUUUUUGAAAGGGGAGGCAGAUUGAUUUGCGUGAGAAGGAACGAAGGAAGAAUCGAAUUGAGAUGGGGAAGCCUUCGUUGAAGAAGAAGAGGGGCUCCUCCUCUGGCGGCGGCGGCGGCCAGGCCGGCGAGCACGGCGGCAAGCCGGCGGCGCUCGACCGGUCCGGCUCCAAGGUGCUCGACGGCGACGACACCAUCUUCACCGACAUGGCGCAGGAGCUCAAGGAGGAAGGCAACAAGCUCUUCCAGCGCCGGGACUACGAGCGCGCCCUCCUCAACUACGAGAAGGCCAUCAAGCUGCUCCCCCGGGCGCACCCGGACGUCGCCUACCUCCACAGCAACCUCGCCGCCUGCUACAUGCAGAUGAGCCCACCCGACCACUACCGCGCCAUCAACGAGUGCAACGUCGCCCUCGAGGCCUCGCCCAAGUACAGCAAGGCGCUGCUCAAGCGGGCGCGCUGCUUCGAGGCGCUCGGCAGGCUCGACCUCGCCGCCCGUGACGUCAACAAGGUGCUCGCCACCGAGCCCAACAACCUCACCGCCCUCGACUUGGCCGACCGGGUCAGGAAGACCAUGGAGGAGAAGGGGAUUGUAUUGGAUGACAAGGCCGUCAUGCCCACGCCGGAGGAGGUGGUUGCUGCUGCGCCCAAACAGAAGCCGCGCAAGAAGAAGGGUCGAAAGGCCGCUGCCGCCGCUGCGGCUGCGGCUGUGGAGGAGGAAGGGGAGGAGAAGGCAGGGGAACCUGUUAAGGAGGUCGAGGAUCCGCCGAGGCAGGUGAAACUUGUGUUUGGUGAGGACAUUAGGUGGGCUCAGGUGCCGGCGAGCUGCAGCAUGGCGCAGCUGCGCGAUGCUGUCCGCAGCAAAUUCCCUGGCCUGAAGGCCGUUCUUGUCAAGUACAAGGACAAGGAGGGUGACCUUGUCACAAUCACUAAUCAGGAUGAGCUCAAAUGGGCCGAGGAGUUGGCUGAACCAGGGAGCUCACUUCGGCUGUACGUCACGGAGGCCAACCCGGAGCAUGAACCAUACCUUGAGGAUGCUAACAGUGGAUCAUUGGAGAGAAAUAUGAACAAUACUUCAGACAAUGGAAGUAUCAGAAGCAACAGGCAGGAUGAGGAAAGGAGCACAGUGACUUGUAUUGAUGACUGGAUUGUGCAAUUUGCUCGCAUUUUCAAGAACCACGUCGGGGUCAGCUCUGAUGAGUAUCUGGACCUCCAUGAGGUCAGUAUGAAGCUGUAUACAGAGGCCAUUGAAGACACGAUUACUACUGACGAAGCACAGGAGGUGUUUCAACUUGCUGAGGGAAACUUUCAAGAGAUGGCAGCGCUUGCAUUUUUCCAGUGGGGUAAUGUUCAUAUGUCCCGGGCCAGGAAAAGGCUGCUUUUACCAGAAGACUCUCCAAAGGAAUUGGUGCUUGAGCAAGUCAAGCAAGCGUAUGAAUGGGCAAAGGAAGAGUACGGUAAGGCUGGGAGGACAUAUGAAGAAGCUGUAAGGGCCAAGCCAGACUUUUUUGAAGGUUUUCUUGCUCUUGCACACCAACAGUUUGAGCAAGCAAAGCUGUCAUGGUAUUACGCAAUCGGUAGUAAUGCUGAUCUGGACACAUGGCCUUCGUCUGAAGUCUUGGAGCUCUUCAAUAAAGCUGAGGAUAACAUGGAGAAGGGUACAGAAAUGUGGGAAGAAAUGGAAGAACAGCGCCUGAAGAAUCGAUCCAAACCUAACCAAGAAAAUGCUGUGCUAGAGAAGAUGGGCAUGGAGGAGUAUAUCAAAGAUGUAUCCACUGAUGAAGCGGCUGAACGGGCUUCCAAUAUGAGGUCUCAGAUAAACAUUCUGUGGGGUAUGCUACUUUAUGAGCGUUCAGUUGUGGAGUUUAAAUUAGGACUUCCAAUGUGGGAGGAUUGUCUGAUGGCAGCUAUUGAAAAAUUUAAACUUGGAGGAGCUUCAGCUACAAACAUUGCUGUGUUGGUGAAAAACCACUGUGCAAAUGAAAGCGCCCAAGAUGGUUUGGGCUUCAACAUUGAUGAAAUUGUGCAAGCCUGGAAUGAAAUGUAUGACAUUAAAAGGUGGCUGCGUGGUGUUCCAUCCUUCCGUCUUGAGCCAUUAUUUAGGCGGAGAGUUCCGCAACUGCAUGCUGCACUGGAGCAUAUAUAGUAUGCAUGAAGUUGCUCUGCUAAAUAUUAAAUUCCAGGGCAUUUUUAUCGGCAUCAGUUUUCUCUCUUAGGUCAGUGCGUGGGAUACAACACAUGGAUUUGUCCGGUUGCGUUUUUAUACAUCAAACUCAGAGUCUGCUUCCUGGUUGCGAAGCUAUUCAUUGCAGUGGGCUGGAGCUCCUCGGGGAUCUGCAUAUGUUAAUUCUUGUUUUUUGGCUGUAUUGUUCGUCAUGCACAGGAAGCUGUGACUUGUUACAGGAUUAAAGCUGCAUUUGUCUGUGAGCUAGUAAUCCACUAUUGAAGGAUGGAUUGGUGACAUCCUCGAUUUGUUUUGCACUUUCUCGGUACUCUGUCUAGUCUACAUGCCUGUUUUGUAAACUCAAUUGGGCUUGUAUUUGUGAUUACAACAUUUAGAUUUUGUUGACAGAAAGAAAGAAAAUUGUCUUAAGUUUCGUGUCGUAGAGGCCAAAGAUCAAGCUUUCCUCGAGUUCA
Brachypodium distachyon (stiff brome) is the source of this 3194-nucleotide messenger RNA. RefSeq names its product protein PHOX1. Gene Ontology annotation, molecular function: protein binding. Bases 622 to 2703 code for a protein of 693 amino acids. The record is from RefSeq and is a predicted model, not a curated record. Lineage: Eukaryota; Viridiplantae; Streptophyta; Magnoliopsida; Poales; Poaceae. The transcript has 3 exons.